AGUUCGGGGGCGGGACCAAUUGUUUUUGGUCCACACUAAGCAAAGUGUGGUCUUCAGGUACGCGGGUGGCAAGGGCGGGGAGACGGCACCGGUUUUGAAGGUUGGCUAGAGACUACUGGGUCCCAGCCUGAAGCCGCGGCACCUACAGUCCUGGGGUUUCUGGGGCUUGUCUCCCCUCGUUCGCAGCCUACGGGUCAGCGGGACCCGCGUUCCCUGCGGCCUGUGGUCCAGGGUUAGCUGUGUGAGUGGCGUGAGCGCAUGGACUGUACAUUAGAAGAAAGUGCUCAGGAAGCAGAGUCACUGGGGGUGCAGGGGCCAGACGGUUCCCAAGAGGAUGGAGGUGAAGAUGGACUGUCUGAGAUCUUCCGGCUGCUGCAGAUGGAUGUGGAACACGAGCACCGAGAGGAAGAGGCACGCCCUGCAAACAGCGCAGCAUGGGGCUCGAAAAAUGUGCAGAGAAAACAGAGACACUGGGAAAGGAUAGUCUCCUCGAAGAAGAGCAAAAGGAAGCAGGAAAAAGAAAGAAGAAAAGUCAAGCGUGCAGAAGACCCAGGCACCUGCCCCCAGCACAGCAAACGUUUUUUGAAAGCGUUAACCAAAGAGAAACUUUUGGAAGCCAAACACUCAGGACCAAGACUGUGUGUUGACUUGAGCAUGACCCAGCACAUGUCAAAGAAGGAACUGAGCAGGUUGGCUGCACAGAUCCGAAGGUUGUAUGGUUCAAACAAAAAAGCCAGCAGGCCCUUUUGGAUCUGCCUCACUGGAUUCUCAACCGACAGUCCCCUCUAUGAAGAGUGUCUGAGGAUGAAUGAUGGAUUUUCUGCAUACUUGCUAGACGUGACAGAAGAAGACUGCUUUAGUUUAUUUCCUCUGGAAAGCCUUGUGUACCUGACUCCCGACUCAGAACAGGCCCUUGAAGACCUUGAUCAGAACACGGUUUACGUCAUUGGUGGACUUGUAGAUGAAAGCAUUCAGAAGAAGGUGACAUUCCAAAAAGCUCGAGAACACUCUGUGAAGACAGCCCGCUUGCCAAUCCAGGAAUACAUGGUCAGGCGCCAGAAUGAGAAAAACUACCAUUCAGAAAUACUGGCCAUCAAUCAAGUGUUUGAUAUCCUGUCCACUUACUUUGAGACUCACAGCUGGCCUGAAGCACUGAAGAAAGGAGUUUCUCCAGGCAAAGGCUACAUUCUUCGGAAUCCAGUGGAUGAUGGGCAGCCUAAGAUUCCAGAUGGAGUGGGUGAAGCACCAAAGGUGUCCUGACCAAAGGACAGGGUAAAGGGUGGCAGUGACACACACCUGCCUUUAUGUGUUGUCAUGGGUCUCUGAAAGCCUUUAAUGGCAAGGACCACAUGUUUAUGCUUUGUGUCACCUACAGUGUCUGGAAAUUACAGUGCUCACUGGAAAUGUCCUGAUAAAACAUAAUAUUAUGGCUUUUAAAAAAAAGUUUAUGAAGGAAUUGUCAAAAUACAUGGCAUUUUGGAUGUUAAUUCAUGUUUUGUACAUUGAGCUCUUUGUGAAAUGUCUACCUUUUAGAGAUGUUGUCAGGGCUUUUUACUGAACUUGGAUAAAAUUACUUUUCUCUCACCUCUGUAUGUGAGGAUUCUUCACCAGCGGGCACAUGUGCACAUCAGCUUUGCUGUCUCAGCCGGGCAGGCCCGACUGACAUUCUUUCCUGUGGCUCUCUCUCAUUAUGGUCACCAAGUGCUCCUCUCUUCUCGUCUGUAUAGCUUUGCCUAGCCUUCUGAGCCUCACACAAACCAAGAGCUUUGCACAAACAUACACCCCAGAUCUAGUCAAAAAGCAAACAUGUAGUUAUUGUUAAAUCCAGCAGAGAGCAGCCGGAAAGGAAUGCUGCAGUCUGACACACAAGCACACUCACCAUCUGUUAUCCAGACAGAUAAAACUGUUACUCCUCCCAUUUUGGGUUAACUUGAAAGUCAAGCUGCUAACAAACUCAGAUGUUUUCUGCUUCUCAAAAGAACCCAAAGGACCUCUCAGCCUACUUCCUUCUCUUUUCCCAGUCAAUCCCUUGGGAACUAUUUCUUGAUAUAUUAUACGUUAUUACUGAAAAUAGGCGUCCUCAGAGAACCCCUUAAGUUCUCAUACAGGAUGGGCCACAGCCACAUAGGCUUCAGGGGUGCAGAACUCAUGCUCAGAGGCCUGAAAACCCAGAACCACUUAACUCGUAUCACUUGCCAGUCUACAUUUUUAUCUCAUAACAUAAACAGCAUAGAAUUUUCUCUCUGACCCAAGUCCAAACCUCUCCUCUUUAUCUAAAACCUGGAGCGUGUAUUUUUAAGAUUGUGGUAACUGAUGUUAACUAACAUUUGGCUAGAAUAGGAUCAGAAAUCCUCAUCAUAUUAUUUAAGAAAAAAA
Messenger RNA from Microtus ochrogaster (prairie vole), 2376 nucleotides. RefSeq names its product tRNA methyltransferase 10B (gene Trmt10b). Lineage: Eukaryota; Metazoa; Chordata; Mammalia; Rodentia; Cricetidae. Gene Ontology annotation, biological process: tRNA N1-guanine methylation. Gene Ontology annotation, molecular function: tRNA binding. The record is from RefSeq and is a predicted model, not a curated record. Gene Ontology annotation, cellular component: nucleus; nucleoplasm.